Molecule: messenger RNA, 294 nt
Organism: Seminavis robusta
Lineage: Eukaryota; Bacillariophyta; Bacillariophyceae; Naviculales; Naviculaceae
Source: the annotation of a GenBank genome assembly
AUGACCUAUCGAAAUCGGUCUGCUGAGGCUCCCGUCGCUGCUGUUGUUCAUGCCGCUCCUGCUGCCGCUCCUGCUGUUGCUUCUGUUGCCCGUCCUUCGGCCCGCGAUCAAAAUGGCGGAAGACGUAGAGAACGUCGUGCCCGAGAAGGAGAAGAAGAAGAAACCGAGACCAAUCACCGCCCUCCACCCCGCCGUCAUCAGCGCCGUCGGGUCCAGCGCCCAGAGAGCUCUGAUUCCUCCGAAGCAGAAGAGAUAGCGCACUUCUCGCAGCUCACUGGACGUCGCCGUCCUUGA